CCGUCAUGACCCCUCGCCUUGUCUCCAAAAUUGAGACCCGAUAAACUCCCGCGUCGGCGUAUCAAGAACUGUUUCCACGGCUGUUCAGACAUGUGUUAUCCCGCAAGAUACGAGGUGUCCGAGUAGAGGGUCUAAAUUUGAACGCAUCGCGAUUGGAAUGACUGAAGGUAAAACGUCCGUUAGGAUUCGCGGUGCUCUAUACUGCCGGGCCCCAUACGACGGCAGUCUUGCAGCGGACUUUUACAAGGCCACCGGGGGAGUCCCUCCUUUUCCUCUUCUGAACUCUCAUCACAGUGCACCCGCUCGUAUACAUCUAGCACACGCGACCUACACGUUCAGCUGAAUCGCGACCUCCUUU
Messenger RNA from Mycena citricolor, 358 nucleotides. The record is from the annotation of a GenBank genome assembly. Lineage: Eukaryota; Fungi; Basidiomycota; Agaricomycetes; Agaricales; Mycenaceae.